GCUUCUGAUAGUCAUGGACUCACUAGACUGCUGAGGAAGAUCCAGCAUCUAUCUGCUGAAAACAUCCAGAAAACUACUUUUAACACCAGAAUCAAGUAUGGAAGUGGUGAACUAAGAAGAGCCUGAGGAAGAAUUGUGUUGCCUGAUCAGAAACUCCAACUCUAAAGAAGAUGAGUGACUCAUCCAAAACCAACCAGUGCUGCCCCACUCCAUGCUGCCCACCAAAACCAUGUUGCCCACCCAAACCGUGCUGUCUGAAAUCACCUUGCUGUCCCAAGUCCCCAUGCUGUCCACCUAAAUCCCCAUGUUGCAUACCAAAGGUCUGUCCCUGUCCGACUCCCUGUGCCUGUCCAGGCACCUGUCCAGCUGCCUGUGCUUGUCCUUGUCCGAUGAAACCAUGCUGCCCAACGAAGUGUUCGUGCUGCCCCAAAAAGUGCACCUGCUGCCCACAGCCCACCUGCUGUGUUCAACCCACCUGCUGCUCUUCUGAAAACAAGACUGAGUCAGAUUCUGAUGGGUCUGGUCAAACUCAGGAUAGGGGUGCUCAAACACCGCAGUCCCCGAAGAAGACCAAGUAA
This is a messenger RNA of Rattus rattus (black rat), 578 nucleotides long. It is a transcript of the gene Smcp, whose product is annotated as sperm mitochondria associated cysteine rich protein. Bases 171 to 578 code for a protein of 135 amino acids. Lineage: Eukaryota; Metazoa; Chordata; Mammalia; Rodentia; Muridae. The transcript is spliced from 2 exons. The record is from RefSeq and is a predicted model, not a curated record.